AUGAUAAUACCUGAAAAUCAUCACUUCACGAACAUCAUUAUCGAAACUCUACAUCGGGAGCAACUACAUGUCGGACAGAAUGGCUUGUUGGCAAAGAUAAGAGAACAGUUCUGGCCAGUCAAUGCUAAGCGCACCAUCAAUCGUGUGCUUAGAAAAUGUGUAAGAUGUUUCCGUGUAAACCCCAAGGACGUACAACAGUUUAUGGGAGAUUUGCCCAGUGCCCGUGUGACCAUAGCACCGCCAUUCGAAAGAACAGGUGUGGACUACGCUGGGCCGUUCUUAAUCAAACAAGGACGAUCAAAGGCUCCGACGAAGGCAUAUGUUUGUCUUUUUGUUUGUAUGUGCACCAAGGCUAUUCACUUAGAAUUGGUGAACUCGAUGACCACCGAAGGAUUUCUUGGAGCGUUGCAACGAUUUGUUGGGCGACGCGGAAACGUAUCCGAUAUCUAUUCAGACAAUGGCUCCAAUUUUAUUGGAGCUAAACGGGAGCUUCAAGAGUUUUUGCAUUUGUUGAAGUCGCAGAUUCUGGAGGAAAAGGUGGCAACCUUCUGUCAACCAAGAGGAAUAAACUGGCAUUUUAUGCCGCCCAGGGCUCCCCACCAAGGAGGUUUAUGGGAGGCCGGGGUAAAGGCGAUGAAGACACAUAUGUACAGAACGCUGAAGGAGGCCUAUUUAACAUAUGAAGAAAUGUGUACGCUACUAGUUCAAAUAGAAGCUAUACUCAAUUCCCGGCCACUGGUUGAGCAGAGCAAUAAUCCAACCGAUUUUAGGGCACUCAGCCCCGGGCAUUUUUUGGUUGGUCGAGAACUGAUAGCUGAGCCGUCCUACAUUGACUUGAAGCAACAUACGCUCACCAGAUAUCAGUUAAUCCAGCAAAGAAAGGAGUCGUUUUGGCGCAGGUGGUCCCGUGAAUAUAUUACCGGACUACAGAAACGAGGGAAGUGGUAUAAGGGUUCUGAGCCGCUACGCGUAGGACUUGUGCUACUGAAAGAGGAAAACGUGCCACCACAAACAUGGAAGUUGGGAAGAAUUGUGGAAGUACACCCCGGUAAGGACGGGGUCAUUCGCGUUGUAGCUGUAAGGACGAAGAGCGGCGUUUAUCUGAGACCGACCACCCAAGUUGCGAUUUUACCUAUACGUGACGAAGAUGAGUAG
Armigeres subalbatus is the source of this 1155-nucleotide messenger RNA. RefSeq lists its product as uncharacterized. Lineage: Eukaryota; Metazoa; Arthropoda; Insecta; Diptera; Culicidae. The record is from RefSeq and is a predicted model, not a curated record. Gene Ontology annotation, molecular function: nucleic acid binding. The transcript has a single exon. Gene Ontology annotation, biological process: DNA integration. Bases 1 to 1155 code for a protein of 384 amino acids.